UAAGUGCUCAGUUGUGAAAAGUUUGUUUAGCUACAGAAGUGUCCGUUUUCUAGUUGUAUUUAUUUUUAGUAAAUUAUAGAAAUGUGCAAAAUUUAAAAUAUGUCAACAAAUGUGAAUCCCUGUGGAGUGGCCGGACCUGCAGAAAAGGAAGUCCUCUCUGCUGUUGGGCCCACUGAGAAGGAGGGGAACCUGACUGGUGUUAGGCCCGUUGAGAAGGUCCUUGCUGCAUUUAUAUGUGGUAUGGAUGUCGGCGGCUCUCCAUUUUUUGAAAAGAUUCCAGAUUAUUGGGGGCCCAAGAGGCAUUAAGGAGGUCCUUACUGUCUUACGUCCACCCUUGGAUGCUUGGUAUGUAUGCCUGAGAAGGAGAUCCUUACGGAUGUUGGGCCCACUGAGAUGGACCCUACAGGUGCUGGAUCCGCUGAGAGGGCGGGAAUGAAUGCAGGAAAACUCGCAGAGCCGGUUGGAAUACUGAUUGGUGCAUUUCUCUAUAUCAUUGACGGCCAAAAAACCUUUGGUGCCUUCUGCUUGGGCACUUCUCUUGGCUGGUCGGGACCCGUGGGGACCUCCGUACUCGCGGGUGAAGCAUUUGAGUUUGUGCCCACCCUGGAUGAAUGGAGUUGGGCUGCCUCGCUGUUUACUCUGGGCGCCGCGUGCAUGUGCAUACCCGUUGGAAUAUUGACAUUUAGAUUUGGACGAAAAUUGAUUAUGCUGUUACUGAUGUUGCCCUGUCUAUUGGGCUGGGUCUGUAUCAUUGGAGCACAGCGUCCGUUCAUGCUAUUAAUUGGACGUUUUCUAUUGGGCACUUCCAUUGGCACCUUCUGCCUAACGGUGCCCAUAUACACGACAGAGAUAGCACAGAUCGAGACACGCGGCGUAUUGGGUUGUUUUUUUCAGCUAAUGUUUGCGAAUGGGAUACUCUUUAGCUUCGUGGUUGGCAGUUUAUGCAAGGUACUAUUACUAAACAUACUGUGCGGCAUUUUUCCGGCCAUAUUUUUUGUGGUAUUCAUGUGGAUGCCCGAAUCGCCGGUAUUUCUGGUGCAGAAGGGUAAAACGGAGCAGGCAGAAAAAUCAUUGAAAUGGCUGCGUGGAAAGGAUGCGGAUAUUGGCGCCGAUAUGGCUGCAAUGGAGGCCGAUAGUAAAAAGGAGAAGACCAAUAUUUGGAAAUCAUUGUCGCGCAAGGUCACCAUCAAGGGCUUAUGCAUAACAGUUACGCUGUUGUUUUUCCAACAAUUCACGGGCAUUAAUGGCAUUUGUUUUUAUGUGGGCACUAUUUUCGAGGAGGCCGGGACUGGCUUGUCACCGGCGAUCUCUACCAUCAUAAUUGGCGUGUUCGGAGUUGUUGCAUUGAUACCGGCUAUCCUAUUUAUCGAUAUGGCUGGGCGACGCAUAUUCCUGAUUGUAUCCGGCGUAUUAAUGUUCCUCAGCAGCUUCGUAAUGGGCGCCUACUUUAAGUGGCUAAUGGAGAAGAAGGUCGGCUGGCUGCCCAUGGUCGCUAUUUGUGUAUUCGUCUUUGGGCUCUCGAUGGGCUUCGGCCCAGUGCCGUGGCUAAUAAUGGCCGAGAUGUUUGCGGAGGAUAUCAAGCCCAUUUGUGGCGCCAUCGUGGCCACCUGUAGUUGGCUAUUUGCCUUUUGUGUCACCAAAGUAUUUCCAAUAUGCCUGAGAGACAUCGGUCCGGCAACGACAUUUUGGGGAUUUACUGUCAUUGCACUCUUAGCGGUUAUUUUCGUCAUCUUCGUUCUGCCGGAGACGAAGGGCAAGAGCUUGGAUGAAAUCCAACAGGUGCUCAAAGGCAAAUGAGCGAGGCAAUAUCUGGCCGGUCUCUCGGCAACCUUCGGUGGCUUUUGCUUGGGCACCUCGGAGGGCUGGUCGGGUCCUGUCCAGCAUUCGAUCCAGGCUGGCACCGCAUACAAAUUUACGGCCACCCUAGAUGAUUUCGCCUGGACCGCCUCGCUGUUAUAUCUGGGUGCCGCCAGCAUGUGUGUGCCCUCCGGAGUGCUGAUAGCUGCAUUUGGACGCAAAUUGGUUAUGCUGCUGCUGGCCGUACCAUUUUUUCUAGGAUGGGCAUGCAUUUUAUUUGCCCAACAUGUGUGUAUGCUGUUCAUCGGACGCUUCGUUUUGGGUGCCUGCAGCGGUGCAUAUAGCGUCGCCGCGCCCAUUUACACAACGGAGAUAGCCGAGGUGAAGACCCGCGGCAUUAUGGGAUUCUUUUUCCAAUUGAUGAUCGUUAACGGUACACUCUAUAGCUUCAUAGCCGGUAGUUAUUGUUCAGUAGAGACCUUUAACAUAUUGUGCAGUGUCAUGACAAUCGUUAUAUUUGUGCUAUUGAUCUGGGUACCGGAAUCGCCCGUAUAUCUGGUGCAGAAGCACCAACCCGAUAAGGCGGAGAGGGUCCUCAGGGGACUGCGUGGCGCCGAUGCGGAUCUUAGCGGUGAAAUGGCCAUCUUAAUCGCAGAUGCCCAAAAGAAAAAGGCCACCUGGGGCCAGGCAUUCUCGCGCAAGACCACAAUCAAGGGCAUCUUCAUAUCCGUAAUGCUGAUGGUGUUCCAGGAGUGUACCGGCAUCUGUGCCAUCACCUUCUAUGUGGCCAGUAUAUUCGAGGAAGCCGGCACUGGGAUUCCAACGGGAGUCUGCACCAUAAUCAUUGGCGUCGUUAGCGUUAUUUCAACGAUUCCGGCCACGAUGUAUAUCGAUCGACUUGGACGCAAAAUGCUGCUAAUAUUCUCUGGUGUCUUGAUGGGCAUUACAACCCUUGUGUUGGGCUUCUAUUAUAUGGGCAUGAAGGACUUGAAUGUCGGCUGGGUGGCUGUGACAUCCGUUUGCGUAUACGAGGUUGGCUACUCUGUGGGCUAUGGCCCGGUGCCGUGGCUGGUUAUGGCUGAGUUGUUUGCGGAGGAUGUCAAGCCCAUUUGUGGCGCCAUCGUGGCCACCUCUACUUGGUUAUUUGCUUUUGUUGUCACCAAAUUAUUUCCAGUGUGCGUGCUAGAGUUCGGCUCGGCGAUCACGUUUUGGGGAUUCGCUGUUAUUUCAUUUGCAUCGUGUAUUUUUGUCAUUUUCUGUGUGCCGGAGACAAAGGGCAAGAGCUUAGAUGAAAUCCAACAGUUGCUCAAAGGCAAAUAAACAAGGAAUAUUUUAUAUGACAGUUGAAUACAGAAAGGUACUUGAAGCUAUAUUUGGUACGGUCUAUCCAGCAUUCUUUGGUGGCCUUUGUUUGGAAAUCACGGCAGGAUGAAGCACCUGGUCGUUCGAUCUUGGCGCCUCUGCCUUGUGUAUGCCUCUGGAGUAUACAUUGCUAUUCAUUGGACGAACGUGGACUAGCUGGGCGAGGAAUAUGGCCAUUAUAUUGAACUGGGACGCUCUACUACCCCUAUUGGAAUAUUCCCUUCCAAUCACACAAAAUUAAAUAACAACACUUAGUUUUA
This is a messenger RNA of Drosophila montana, 3419 nucleotides long. RefSeq lists its product as uncharacterized. Gene Ontology annotation, molecular function: sugar transmembrane transporter activity. The record is from RefSeq and is a predicted model, not a curated record. Gene Ontology annotation, cellular component: membrane. The transcript has 4 exons. Gene Ontology annotation, biological process: transmembrane transport; carbohydrate transport. Lineage: Eukaryota; Metazoa; Arthropoda; Insecta; Diptera; Drosophilidae.